GUAAUUAUCUGUGGUGGUCAUGAUCAUUAAUCAGUGUCCUCUUCAAGAAAGUUGGUGCACUUUCGAAAACAAAGAAAAAUAAAGAAAUGGGAAAAAUAUUCCUGGAUCAUAUCGGAGGCACCCGUUUAUUCUCAUGUGCUGCCUGCGAUGUGGUGCUGACCAACCGUUCUGAACUUAUUAGCACUAGAUUUACUGGAGCCACAGGUCGUGCUUUCCUCUUCCACAAAGUGGUAAACUUGGUGUACUCUGAAGUUCAAGACCGGGUGAUGCUAACUGGCAGGCAUAUGGUGCGCGACGUCUCCUGCAAAAACUGUGGCACCAAACUGGGCUGGGUCUAUGAAUUUGCCACAGAGGAGAAUCAAAGGUAUAAAGAAGGCAGAGUUAUCUUAGAACGAGCAUUGGUAAACGAAACUGAAGGAAUAGAAGAAAUUCCCGUAAAUAAUGAUGACUAAAAAGAUUUUUUUUACUUCUAUUUGUUAUUUUUAUAAGUAUUUGCCACAGUUUCGCAAUCAUACAGUUGGAAAACCAUACUAAACUGAUAUUUCUCUGAAAUUUGCUGUCUAAGUUUUUAAUUUGAUAGAAAUUAAAAUGAGAACAAUUACUCUCAGGGUAGUCUAAAAAUUUUGGAAGUCUGAUUAAUCUCUCUUAAUUGUUUAUUGAAAAACCAAGUUAAAGGUAUCAUUACUAAUUUUAAUUGCCCUAUGAUCAUAGAAAGUAUCUACUAUAUCCAAAAAUGUUGAAUUUUUACAAAAAUUUGCUACAAAUUGCAAAUAAUAUUAAAAAAAAAGGAUCUCCGGGAAAACUUGUCAUGGCAGCACUAUAGACGUUGUAGGUAAACAAGACCUGUAUAGAAAGUCCUUGUUUAAUAACUAAACUUAAUUGAUUUUUUAUUGAUAAUACGAAACUGAGAAAUUUAUAGUUUGUAAUCACAUAAUACUUGAUAAAGGCAGUGAUUUUCGAAGUUCUUAAGGUUAAAAAAUUAUGUUUAUGCAGACGUGGGGUCAUUCUACGUUUUACCUAGCGCAUCGCUAGAUUUUGCAGUUUUAUUUACUGAAAAUAAAUAACAAUCCCGCAAAGAAUAUAAUUAAAAAUCCGUUUUUCAUUGUAAAUACAAUAAUUUAGCGGUUCCUUGUUAUCAUGGCUAUUAUUAACUUACAAUAAAGGCUGAUUUUUAAAUCGGCAGUCGACUUCUGAAUCGACGCGCUGUACAAGUAGGAAUGUUCCAGAACUGUAUGCUUGCUAAGCUGUUAAUUUUUUUUUUUGCAUUAAAACAAAAUUGUUGGGAGUUAAAGUAGUUGUUGUGAACUUUCAUGAUUUAUCUCAUUGAAUAAAGUAAGUUUUGACUUUGA
Pararge aegeria (speckled wood butterfly) is the source of this 1349-nucleotide messenger RNA. RefSeq names its product protein yippee-like 5 (gene Yippee). Lineage: Eukaryota; Metazoa; Arthropoda; Insecta; Lepidoptera; Nymphalidae. The coding region runs from base 87 to 452 and encodes 121 amino acids. The record is from RefSeq and is a predicted model, not a curated record. The transcript is spliced from 3 exons.